AUGCGAACUCGUAUCCAAAGGUUUAGCUCUAAGCCUGUCCAAAGUAACACCAGUCUCCACUGUAGUUGGUCUUGUUCCAUGAAACCAGAAAUUGCCCGACUCAAUCGCGAGAUAACAAGACAUCAUCGACUCAGCCGGAGGAAAAUAAUUCUUUUUAAAAAUAUUGCUAAAACUAGAUCUAAUCAACUCAAGUGGCCACAAAUCAACCAAAUUAGAAUACCCAAUUUGCCCCUUAUUCUUGCCGUGGCCGGAAAAAAUCGAACCUUUCCUCGAAACAAUUUGGCGACGCCAUUCCUUAUAAGCAGCCGCGCCUAUGACUCGACCCCAUUUGUUCUUUAUAUGCAUUUCCCACAAGUGAUCACUCAAACACUUAUUUCUGAAAACACUACACACAUUAGCCACCUUACAGAGCUCAUUCGGAGGAAGCCUUUCGAGAAUGCUCUCCAAUACGAGGUCGGUGACAUUUUAGAGGAAAAAAACGAGACAUUUAUCACACCCAACAAAAUUCUUUCCAGAAAAAAGGAGAGGUCUUUCCAAAACCACAGGAAAAGAAAUCUCAUCUCACAAGCCCAUGAGGGAAGCGGCUUGAGAGUGAGAGACUUGUAA
Messenger RNA from Striga asiatica, 606 nucleotides. The record is from the annotation of a GenBank genome assembly. Lineage: Eukaryota; Viridiplantae; Streptophyta; Magnoliopsida; Lamiales; Orobanchaceae.